Messenger RNA from Anneissia japonica, 4595 nucleotides. RefSeq lists its product as uncharacterized. Bases 170 to 2824 code for a protein of 884 amino acids. Gene Ontology annotation, biological process: autophagosome organization; protein autophosphorylation; peptidyl-serine phosphorylation. Gene Ontology annotation, cellular component: autophagosome; cytoplasm. Gene Ontology annotation, molecular function: protein serine/threonine kinase activity; protein binding; ATP binding. NCBI's taxonomy places the organism in Eukaryota, Metazoa, Echinodermata, Crinoidea, Comatulida, Comatulidae. The record is from RefSeq and is a predicted model, not a curated record. The transcript has 4 exons.
AUAACAACAAAAAGCGCACGCGCACAAGCUGGGUUUAAGAUAAGGAAACGCAAUGGAAAAACCCUAAUAUUAUUUCAGUAACAGAGCUUAUGUGGCUCAUAUUAAAAGCAAAGGUAGAAAAUAGCGUUUAAAUUUUAAAGGAACAAUUGAUUUACUCAAUAAUUGAAUCAUGGGUGGGUCGAGAAGUAGGCCUAGUAAUAGUACUACAGAAGUACCUGCACAAAAUGUCAAUGGACCAAUCGAUACGUUAGUGCCGUACAUACUGGGAGUCAAGAUCGGAGAAGGUCAAUUUGGUACUGUACACAAAGCAGAGCAUCGUACGACGAGAAAAGUUGUUGCCAUCAAAACAUUAAAAAUACUUGGCUACAAUGAAGAAUCUGAAGUAAAAUCAUUGCAGAAAGCUAAUCAUGAAAACAUAGUUAAAUUUCUUGAUUAUAUCAAUGGUUCUCAAAGAGGAUGGAUUGUUCUAGAAUUUUGUGAGUUUGGUUCUUUGGAUAAGUUUUUAAAACAGCGUCGACCUGAAAAAACACAAAGAACGAGAUUUAUCAAAGAUAUUUCUGCAGGAUUAGCAUAUCUACAUGGAAUACCAAUCGCGCAUCGAGAUUUAAAGCCAGCUAAUGUGUUAGUUGACAGCAGACGUGUUGCUAAGAUAGCUGAUUUCGGAUUAGCUAAAGUUUUGAUGGGACCUGGAAGUACAGGAGAUGUUGAUAAAAUAUACAUGGGCACUACAGCCGGCACUUUUGCAUACAUGGCUCCAGAAGUUCUUGAAGGUCAUUACAACCUACAGGCUGAUAUCUUUAGCAUGGGGUUGGUUUUCUGUGCCACCAUAAGCGAAGAACUGAAAAGAGAGACCGAGAGUAAAUGUCUAGGAGUACUGAUGAAUGCUAAUCCACAUUAUGAAUAUGCCGCUCCCGCCGGUAUGGAUGAAUUUAUGCAAAAGCUUUUAACUAGCAUGUUGCAGAGAGAUUAUCACAACAGACCUAAAGCACAUGAUGUUUACCAGCAGCUUAUGCAAUAUACCGGUAGUUCUCAACCAAAAGAACCAAACUUAUCAAUAGAUACAUUACCGUACAUACUGGGAGACAAGAUCGGAGAAGGUCAUUUCGGUACUGUACAUAGAGCAGAGCAUCGUACGACUAGAAAAGUUGUUGCCAUCAAAACAUUGAAAAAAAUGAACGACAAAGAGAAAUCUGAAGUGAACUCUUUGCAAGAAGCUGAUCAUGAAAACAUAGUUAAAUUGGUUGAUUUUAUCAAUGAUUCUGAAAAAGCAUUAAUUGUUUUAGAAUUCUGUGAGUUUGGUUCUUUGGAAAAUUUUUUGAAACAAAAUCAACCUACUGAAACACAAAGGAUAAAAUUUAUCAAAAAUGUUUCAGCAGGAUUAGCAUACCUCCACGGAAUCCCAAUUGUACAUCGAGAUUUAAAGCCAGCUAAUGUGUUAGUUGAUAGCAAACGUGUUGCUAAGAUAGCUGAUUUCGGAUUGGCUAAAAUUUUGAUAGGACCUGGAAGUACGGAAAAUGUUGAGAAAAUAUACAUGGACACUGCAGCCGGCACUAUUGCUUACAUGGCUCCAGAAGUGUUGAAAAGGCAUUACAACCUACAGGCUGAUAUUUUUAGUAUGGGAUUGGUUUUUUGUGCCACCUUAAGCGAAGAAUUAAGAAAAGACACCGAAGGUAAAUUUCUAGGCGUACUGAUGAAUGCUAAUCCACUUCACCAAUAUACUGCCCCCGCCGGUAUUGACGACUUCAUGCAAAAGCUUUUAUCAAGCAUGUUGCAGAGAGAUUACCACGACAGACCAAAAGCACAUGAUGUUCACCAGCAGCUUAUGCAAUAUGGUGCUGAGCCAAAAGAACCAAACUUGUCUUCAACAAAACUCGUAGCAGCUGGAAUCAGUGCAUGUCUAGGAGUCAGAGUUUUACUUCCAGAAGAAUGCACCAAACUGCCCGGUCAUCUAUUUGUAAAAAAAUUAACAAUUCAUGAUUUAUUUCACUUCACAAAUCCUUCCGUGAUGAGCGUCAAUGGAAGAGAUGGCACCGAAGUUGGGGAUAUCGAUAUAGUGUUUAAGAGUACAGGAGGUUCUACGGGUGUAUUGGGAAUUUCCAGCGAUGCUACAGUGUCCGACUUGCGUCGACUUAUAUCCUUGAAUGCCCACCUUCCCGAGGACUACCUGCAAUUGAUUCACAGAUCAUGUCGAAUUGAGAACGAAAAUCCUAUCAGCCAAGAAGGAAUCGGACAUGGCUCAGUUGUCCACGUUCAUUCUGCGGGGGAAGCUGCGAGGGAGGUAGUGUAUGAAAUGGACGAAUCGCUUCUUGACCGGCGGUUUAAUUACGAUUUCACAAAUCAGGAUGAUGGUGACACUGAAUUCAUUAGAGGUGGACAUGUAUAUCAGCGACCCUGUGGGUGGUAUAGGCAUGCAAUCAAAGUUAAAGGUCAAUACGAAGAUGAUGUCUGGCUCGGAGAUGAUGGGAUACGAACCAGCUCUACUUUUAACGAAUGGCCUGUUAGCUACCAUGGUUCGAAGAUGAGAAACAGCAAUAUCGCAAUUGAAAACAGUGAUGCCAACGGUGUAGAAAGCGUCCUCACCACCCCAUCUCUCAACAUGGUUGCUGACAAAUUUGCAAAAACCUUUCUGUUCGAAGGUAACACAUACCAAAUAGCUCUGCAGAAUCGGAUCAACCCAGAUGAUAUUAAUGGUCACAUGGUUGUAAUACCCGGAGAAGAUGUUGAGCCUCCUAUUGAUUAUUGGUUGUCCCCAAAACAAGACCCAUAUAAUAACGUUUAUGACGUCAGACCAUACGGUAUUCUUAUUCGCAUGGCCGUUGAAUGAACGAUGGUAUACUGUAAAGCAGCAAUAGAGUAUGGUAUCGGUUACAGGUUGCUGUUCAUUUGUCUGUAAACUGCUAUAACUAAGACUAGUUAAUGUAUGAUAAUACAAAGUAGGUGAAGAGGAUAUGAUGUUGAUGAUAAUGAUGAUGAUGAUAAUGAUAAUGAUGGCGAUGACGACGAGAUGAUGACGAUGAUGGUCAUGAUAUUGAUAAAGAUGACGAUGGUUGUGAUGAUAAAUUCGUCUGGGAGAAAAUAUAAAUUAUAGGUAUUUGAUAGACAUAAUAGUAGACUCUAAAAUUGAUUAAAUAAGAAUGUGAAACCCCUAAAUUGUCUUAUUUUUUUGGGGAUAUCCUGGGCCACUUUCGAAAUAUCUUGAGCUACGCCCGACCAAGCCCACUUUGUUCUCCUUGUUGACGAGACGUAUAUUUAUAUUUUCAAAGUUAUUACCUUUCAACUGAAAAGUAUAGAAUGAGAAAAUCCUUAACAGACGUUCAAACCAUUUCAUUAGACUUUAGAUCCAUAAUACAUUGAUAUUAUGCUCUAUAAUUCAACUCAUUCAUUAAGGUUGACAUAUAUUUGGUAAUGGACCUUUUCGAAGUGUAAAUCAUGCUUAUCUGGCCAAUCAGUAGAAAAACACUGAAAACGACACAGUGUUAAAUAUACACAAAAGUGUGCGUGUGGAACACCUCGUUUGCUUUCCUCGAGGAAUAUGUGUGUGUCUAACAAGCAAACGUGUUGUCCCAUGAACGCACACUUGUUUUUUGUGUAUUCUUAACACUGGUCGUUUUGUGGGAUACUACAAUAUCCAGAGGCAGGGCUUAUCGGAAAGGACCAUUAUAUUUCUGAUGAAAAGGGGACACGUAAAAACGCUUAGGAGCUCUUAUGCAUGUGUAGUAUCAAUAUAUAAGUUAGCAACUUAAAUGUUUUGGCAGUUUACUGUAGUUUGUCAUUAAUGUAUAAUAGGCCUAUUUACAAUGAUAAUAAUCAUCACAUUAUAUUUACAUGUAUAAUUUAAUAAUAAAUUUUAUGACAUACUACAUUUUAAAAGAAUUUAUUGAAUAAAAUACGAAUAAAGUCAACUGCAGUAAUUUAACACACUGUUCUAUAGCUAAGUUGUUAAUCUGGUGGUAGCCACUAAAUAUUAUUAUUAUUAUUAUUAUUAUUAUUAUUAUUAUUAUUAUUAUUAUUAUAAUAUAGCGCAUUCCAAGUUAAUGAUCAAAUGGGAUGCGCAUUAUUAUGGUACCUCUAUUCACUAAAUAAUAAUGGUAAAUGAAAAUGAAGAUAGGCUAUAUGACGACGAUGAUGAUGAUAUAAAUAAUGAUAAUGAUAAUAAUAAAUAUAUAGGUCUAAUAGUAUUAUUUUUAUCACUAAUAUUAAUAAUAUUUGAUUAUCAUAUUAUAUUCAAAGUAUGUUUAUUGACGGUGUACAUUUUAUCUAUGGUUUAUCUUUUUUCUUCACUUGAAAUAUCAACAAGAAAGCAUAAACAUUUUUUAAAUUUAGCAGCUUUUCUCAGUCGGCUAAUCUGGUGUAGCCACUGUGUGUGCGCUGAACCGUGGAGAUCUCUAGGUCCCCGGUGUAAUUCCCAUCGCUGCCUCUCCUUGUGUUUCAGCUGGAGGGCUGAAAUACAGGUUACGAUAGCGCACUGCCUAUCGGAUGAGACGUCCCCAUUGGUCCCCUGUGCAUUGCACAUGUGCACGUUAAAGAACGCAGUACACUCUUCAGAAAAGAGUAGGGUGUUGUCUCCCGGUGUACUGCUCAAUCACCACCAGAAG